Dromiciops gliroides (monito del monte) is the source of this 4108-nucleotide messenger RNA. RefSeq names its product zinc finger protein 420-like. Gene Ontology annotation, molecular function: DNA-binding transcription repressor activity, RNA polymerase II-specific. The transcript is spliced from 8 exons. Gene Ontology annotation, biological process: negative regulation of transcription by RNA polymerase II. The record is from RefSeq and is a predicted model, not a curated record. The coding region runs from base 1 to 3159 and encodes 1052 amino acids. NCBI's taxonomy places the organism in Eukaryota, Metazoa, Chordata, Mammalia, Microbiotheria, Microbiotheriidae.
AUGGACUACUUGUGCCCAACCUGUGAGGCCCCACCAAGGCUCAGGGGGCUUGUUCAGGUCAUACAGCUCUACCAAGGCUCUUUCAACAUACUCUCCUCCUCUAUUCGUGAAUAUAAUUUGAGAGUUUCUGGCGUCAAGAAAGCAAAGGCACGGAAGAAACCGCUCCUUCUCUACUUCCCCCCAGCCCCCCGCGGGCCGAGCCCGACUCACCCUCAGCUCCCGAGCAGCCCCCACAAACCAAAGAAGCGAAUAGGAAGAGUCACCCCUUCCGGCAUCUGCCUGAUCCAGACCAAACCAGUUACCCUGCGUGCUCCCACUCCCUCCCCCUCCAGUCUGGAUCUCCAACGCUCCAACGAACCACCGCCCAAGCCAACCCGUCACCAACCCGUCACCAACCCGAAGCAUUCUCGCCGCUCCUUGGAACCGCCCCACCACGACGCCCCGACUAGGAUUGGACUAGUCUUCCGGAGGAGCGGAAGCCUGAGGGCGGUACUUCCGACUUGCCGGGGUAGUUUGGAGCCAGUAGAGGACGUCGUCUGGGUUCGGUAUCCCCCGACCCGAGGUUCUACCUGCUCCUCAGGUUCUUGCCGAUCUCUGAGAGAUCAGAUGAUGGCAGCUCAACCCCUACCAUUUGGGCAACAGGACUCCAUGAUGUUUGAAGACAUAGCUGUUUACCUCACUCAGGAGGAGUGGGGCCUUCUGGACUCUGCUCAGAGAGAUCUGUACAGGAAUGUGAUGAUGGAAAAUUAUGGAAACAUAGUCUCUCUAGGAUUUCUAGUGCCCAAACCUGACAUGAUCUCCCAACUAGAGCAAGGAGAAGAGCCAUGGGUCCUGGACAUUCAGGAAGCUAAGGGGAGAGAGGCCCUGAGAGCUGACUGUUCAGACUAUGAGAGUGAGAUUAAGAACAAGAUAUUUGCUCCAAAACAAGAAAUGUCUGAAGAAAUGGAAUCACAGGGGACUUUGUCAAGAAAACUCAAAGUAAAUAGUCUUCAAGGACCUAAGUUUGAAAAAGGUGAACAUGAUGGAAGAUUGAAGUGUCAGAGAAAACCUUUGGGAGAAAGAUUAAGGAAAGUGUCUUCCCAGGAGAAAAAUUUUAGGCCAGGGAAAAUGAUACACAAGAAAAUAUCCACAAAGGAGGGAAGCCAGAAAUGUAAUGACUUUGGGGAAAAUGUCAGUAUGAACUCAAGCUCUGUUAGACAGCCAAGGGUCCCAACGAGGGAAGGACUUCAAUGUGAUACAUGUGGCCAAAACUUCGAAGAAAAUACAGACCUAAUUAACCAUCAGAAAGUUCAUAAAGGAAAGAAACCCUAUAAAGCUAACGUGUAUGGGAAAGUAUUUAGGCAAAGUCCAAUGCUUAAUGAACCUCAAAGCAUUCACAUUGGCCAGAAGUCAUAUAAAAGUAAUAAAUCUACAAAAACCCACAGGCAGAGUUUUAAUGGUAUUAAACAUCAGAAAAUUCACACUAGGCAGAAAUCCUAUGAAUGUAAUGAAUGUGGAAAAAUAUUCAACAUACGAACAUCCUUUAUUCAACACCAGAGAAUUCAUACAGGAGAGAAACCCUAUGAAUGUAAUGAAUGUGGGAAAACCUUCAGUGCUCUCUCAUCUUAUAUUCAGCAUCAUAAAAUCCACACUGGAGAAAAAGCUUAUGAAUGUAAUGAGUGUGGUAAAGCCUUUAUUGCACUUUCAUCUUUUAUUCAACACCGUAAAAUUCACACUGGAGAGAAACCCUAUGAGUGUAAUGAAUGUGGAAAAUCUUUUAGCCAGAGUUCUAACCUUAUCAAACACCAGAGAAUUCACACUGGAGAAAAACCAUAUAAAUGUGACGAAUGUGGUAAAGCUUUCAGUGACCGCUCAUCCUUUGUUCAUCAUCAUAAAAUUCACAAUGGAGACAAACCUUAUGAAUGUAACAAAUGUGGGAAAGCUUUCAGCAAAAACAGAACCCUUAUUCAGCACCAGAGAAUUCAUACUGGAGAGAAACCCUAUGAGUGCAGUGACUGUGGAAAAACUUUUAGCCGGAGCUCUAGCCUUAUUCGGCAUCAUAAAACACAUACUGGAGAGAAACCUUACAAAUGUAAUGAAUGUGGGAAAGCUUUCAGUGCCCAUUCUUACUUUAUUCAGCAUAGCAAAAUUCAUACUGGGGAGAAGAUGUAUGAAUGUCAUGAAUGUGGAAAAGCUUUCAGUAUGCAUGCAUCUUUUUUUCAGCAUUGUAAAAUUCAUAGUGGAGACAAACCCCAUCAGUGUAGUGAAUGUGGAAAAACCUUCAGCCAGAGCUGUAACCUUAUUGAUCACCAGAGAAUUCACACUGGAGAAAAGCCCUUUGAAUGUAAUGACUGUGGCAAAGCCUUCAGUCAGCGAUCUGGCCUUAUUCGACAUCAUAAGAUACACACUGGAGAGAAACAUUAUGAGUGUAAUGAAUGCGGGAAAUCCUUCAGUCAGAGCUUUAAUCUUAUUAAACAUCGGAGAAUUCAUACUGGAGAGAAACCCUAUGAAUGUAAUGACUGUGGCAAAGCCUUCAGUGACCGUUCAUCUUUUAUUCAACAUCAUAAAAUUCAUACUGGAGAGAAACCUUUUGAGUGCAAUGAAUGUGGUAAAGCCUUCCGUCAGAGCUCACAACUUAUUCAUCAUCAGAAAAUUCACACUGGAGAAAAACCCUAUGAAUGUAGUGAAUGCGGGAAAGCUUUUAUUUUAAGCUCCAACCUUAUUCAACACCAGAGAGUUCAUACUGGAGAGAAGCCUUAUGAAUGCAGUGAAUGUGGGAAAGCCUUUAGUCAACACUCUAAUCUUAUUCAACAUCAGAAAAUUCACAAUGGAGACAAAUCCUAUCAGUGUAGCGAAUGUGGAAAAGCCUUUAUUCUGAGUUCUAACCUUAUUCAGCAUCAGAGAGUUCAUACUGGAGAGAAGCCUUAUGAGUGUAAUGAAUGUGGGAGAGCCUUUAGUCAGCGAUCACAGCUUAUUCAGCAUCAGAGAAUGCACACUGGAGAGAAACCUUAUGAGUGUAAUGAAUGUGGGAAAUCUUUCACUGCACGUUUAUCCCUUAUUCAACAUACGAGAAUUCACACUGGAGAAAAACCCUAUGAAUGUAAUGAAUGUGGUAAAGCCUUCCGUCAGAGCUCUCACCUUAUUAAUCAUCAAAGAAUUCACACUGAAGAGACUCUGUGAUAGCUAUGUCACUAUAAGAUUUCUGCUUUGAAAUUCAGCUCUGAGAGGUUUAUUUAUCUCAAAAUUUUAUUCCUUUAAUUUUGGAAUUCUAUCACUGGUUGGUAGAAGGGUCCCUCUAUCAUAUGGCCUAAAAAUCCACUAUUUAAAGAAGGUACUUUAGAGUAAAACUUCUUAAACUGUGGGUUGCAGACCCAUAUGGGGUCUCUUAACUGAAUGUGGGGGUCACAAAAAUUUGGCAACAGUAAAAGGUCAUCUACACCUAUUUUAUAUACCUAUAUGUCCAGGGUCACAUAAUUUAUUAGGCAAAAAGGAGUCAUGAGUGGAAAAAAUUUAAGAAGCCCUGCUUUAGAACAAAAUGUUAUUACAAACAAAAUUCAAAAAAUAUUUUUAUGUAUUGAGUGCUGAUAUGUUCUUGCUAGUAUGGAGGAUACAAAAACAUAAUUCAGAGAACCUGCUCUCAAUUUACAAUCCAGUAUGGAAGCUAAAAUAUACAUAUAAAGAUAACUAAUGCAAUAUAAAUGUGAAAGUGUGAGGUUAAAGAUGUACAAGUUCUAUAGGCCUUCAAAAGAAGGAAAAGUCACAUCUAGAUGGAAAGGUCAUGAAUGGUUUUGUCACAAAUAAAAUUAUAUGGGAUCACCCUAUUACUGUCCCAAGUUUAGGGAAAAUUAGCUAGGGUUUAUCAUAUAUUUGUUACUUAAACUGGGGCAUUAAGCAUUUAUUAAAGCAUAUUAAAUAUUAAUAAAGAGAGCGCAUGACCCAAAAAGUUAAGGAGAGAUAAAUGGGAACCAUAGUGGUCUGCAUCUGCUCGUACUAAGUUCCCACGCCUUCCCUGAAGGAAGGAUGAGAGGUGGUCCUUACACACAGCUUAAAGCUAAUUGGCUAGCAUCAUUCAAAUCUAUUGGCUCACUGGAUUUGAGGGUGGUUUGGUGCAGCGUGUGCUGAUGUCAGA